This is a messenger RNA of Penicillium cosmopolitanum, 1539 nucleotides long. Its product is annotated as threonine--tRNA ligase MST1. The record is from RefSeq and is a predicted model, not a curated record. Gene Ontology annotation, biological process: threonyl-tRNA aminoacylation. Gene Ontology annotation, molecular function: ATP binding; threonine-tRNA ligase activity. NCBI's taxonomy places the organism in Eukaryota, Fungi, Ascomycota, Eurotiomycetes, Eurotiales, Aspergillaceae. The transcript has 2 exons. The coding region runs from base 1 to 1539 and encodes 512 amino acids. Gene Ontology annotation, cellular component: cytoplasm.
AUGCGCCUGGUCACUCGGCUUCGACCGCAGCUUUGCGCCAGACCACUCGUCUACAGUCGCUUACAAAGGCCUGUCACGGUCGCUGUCCGAUCACAAUGGCUGUCUACAACGGCCAUUCGGCGUUGUUCAUGCGCUGAUGCCGCCAACGGUAAACCCGAAGCUGCUCACCCAGCCCACGACCACCGAACGCUAGGCACAAGCCAGGAGCUGUUCACCUCGUCCAUUUACAGUCCCGGCUCACCUCUCUUCCUUCCGAAUGGAACACAUGUUAUCAACAAGCUCAUCUCCUUCCUCCGCGCACAAUACAUGCAGUACGGCUUCCGCGAAGUCCUCACCCCGACUAUCUACAAACGCUCUCUGUGGGAGAUUUCCGGCCACUGGCAAAAUUACAAGGACGAUAUGUACGAGGUGACCGGCCGCGGGGCAAGCGGUGAAACAGAAGGCGAAAUUGGCGAAGACGAGUCAUACGGUUUGAAGCCGAUGAACUGUCCCGGUCACUGCCUGCUAUUCAAGUCGCAGAACCAUUCCUAUCGGGACUUGCCCGUUCGUUAUGCGGAUUUCAGCCCAUUACACCGGAACGAAGUAUCUGGCUCGCUGACUGGACUCACUCGGGUGCGUCGCUUUCAUCAAGAUGACGGCCAUAUCUUCUGUCGUCCACAACAGAUUAAAUCAGAGAUCGCAUCGGCAUUGGGCUUUGUCGACAUGGCCAUGACAACCUUUGGACUGGGCCCGUAUCGAUUGGUACUAUCCACUCGACCUGAGACGGAUUAUAUUGGAACUCUGGACAUGUGGGACAACGCAGAAAACCAGCUUCGCGAGGCAUUGAACAGCACGGGACGGGAAUGGGCAUUGAAUGAAGGGGAUGGUGCUUUUUACGGGCCCAAAAUCGACAUCCAGCUUCAGGAUCAGGCUGGAAAGUAUCACCAACUAUCAACGAUUCAGCUGGACAUGAAUCUGCCGCAGCGGUUUGAGUUGGAAUACCAGGUUGCCGAGGGCGAGGCAGACUACAAUCCCGCCACACCGGGGGUUGCGACACCCGUGCUGGUUCACCGGGCGAUCUUUGGCUCUCUCGAACGGUUCCUGGCAUUGCUCAUUGAGCACCAUGGAAUCAUCCUGACUGUGAAUCAGGAUGAUGCUGUCGUGAAACAUGCGCAAGAGGCUGCUUCGAGGUUCGCCGGAUUCCGCGUGCUCCAGACUGAUGGAUCAGCCGAACCGCCACGCCCACUAUCAUCCGCUGAUUCGACAUUCCUUGUGGAUGUUGAUACCAGUGCGCAGACAUUAGGGAAGAAGAUCCAACGAGCCAAGCAGAUGAAGUAUAAUAUGAUAUUCAUUGUGGGACCGCGUGAUGUCACGGAUGGGGGCGUCACUGUCGAUGUUACUGGGCAGAUGCAAAGCAAAACUGAUCCGGAAGCUCAACAAUUCCAAUCGGUGAUCCGCACGGAAUUAGGAGAGAAUGCGCUGCAGAAUCCUCGAGCAGUGAAACUUCAAGUGGACGAGGUGCAUCCGCUGUUGGUGCAGCUUGAGAGGAACUUUGUAUGA